AUGGCAUACUCGGGCGAUCUGCUCUGGGUCCACCAUGAUGCCAAAAGUCGCAAGGCCGCACCACAUCGCCACAAGGUUUUCUCGCACAUCCAAUCAGGCUACCACAAAUGGCGGCGCGUCGAGGCCGCCCGGUCCAUGAGGAAGUCGGUCAUCAUCCCGCGACUAGCACACGGCCAGCGAGGACCAAGCCGUCGAGGACAGGGUCAAGAUGCCCCGACAGACAAGGGCGCCCGGGAUCACGACCGGACCCGUAUCAAGUCAGAAGAAGAGGAAGAGCAAGAGGAAGAGCAAGAGCAAGAGCAACAGGGAGAGGAAUCACCGCCGCCACCGGGCCAGAGCAUUGUUGUGUUUCGCGGCAACUCUGAUCCGUUCAAUUCCACGCCUGUCCAUGUCAGCGCCCGCGUCAACGAGAUCAUGGCCUUUGAGCGCCGCAGUGUCUUCCCCGUCAUCCAAGGCCCUGGAUCUCGACUGCAAGCCCAAGCCCAGGGCAAAGGCAACAUUCUUCCAUCAUGGUCGUCGUUCGCGUCCGACUCGCUGUGUGACAACAUGACUGCUCUGGCCUUCCUGCUGACGCCCUUGACCCUCAUGGCCCGAUCUUCUCCCGAUUCCUCUUACCUCAGAUUAUCACUCGUACAUCGAUACCAGGGCCUUAAUGCGUUGCGGGCCUACAUUCGCGAACUCGGCCAGCCGCCGCUGCAUGUCCUGAUGCAUUUCCUCGUGGCCGAGAUCUGGGGUGAGAACUGUGAUGAGGCGCUGGCCCACCUUGGCAUGGCGAAGGUCAUUAUGGAGUCCCAGAUUCGAGACAAUCCAGCAUCGAUCGUGCCGUAUAAAUGGAUCAGCGUGUUCCAGAUGGACAUCCACCGCGCCGCCCUGUCGCUGUCGCGCACUCUGUUCCCCAUGGACGGAUGGGUGACGGUCCCCUUUGAAGUGCCUCUGCCCAUCAUGGAUGUCUGUCCGGACCCAUGUCUGCGAGGAGCGCUUCGCAAUCUGUUCAUCGAACUCCAGCAAUUGGAUGCCCUCUAUGACUUCUUUACCAGCGACCCUUCGCCCCGGCCUAGCGUCUGGAAUUUUCUGCGCAUGCGGACGCUGGUGCUUAUCGGUCGGGCAAUCAACCACGCCGUCGAUGGCCGCGAUGUCUCGGCAAGCCUUGCCCUCGCCUACGUUCUCAAACUCGUUAGUGCUCUCGAGAACAUUCCUGUCGGAACCACCUCGAUCUACAAUGCCGGGCCUAAAAUGCUAGGACGCGUGCGAUCAUGUCUAGAUUCGGUAGUCUUGGACCCCCGACUGAGGCUUUGGAUCCUCUACGUCGGUGCGCUGAGCGGAGACAAGUGGUUUACGCGAAGCUUUGACGAACAGACGGUGCUCAUGGGAGUGCACACGUGGGAGGUGUGCAAGGAUAUCCUGUCGAGGUUCUACUUACCCAAGGAUGAGCCCCAGGUUCAUUUCCACGCUCUUUUCGAUGCGCGGCUGAGCAAGAGGAUCCUGGAGCUGACAACUGCUUUCCAGGACGUCAAGUUGGACGCCGGGUAG
Messenger RNA from Cladophialophora bantiana CBS 173.52, 1530 nucleotides. RefSeq lists its product as uncharacterized. The transcript has a single exon. The record is from RefSeq and is a predicted model, not a curated record. Bases 1 to 1530 code for a protein of 509 amino acids. NCBI's taxonomy places the organism in Eukaryota, Fungi, Ascomycota, Eurotiomycetes, Chaetothyriales, Herpotrichiellaceae.